This is a messenger RNA of Amphimedon queenslandica, 594 nucleotides long. Its product is annotated as transmembrane protein 186-like. NCBI's taxonomy places the organism in Eukaryota, Metazoa, Porifera, Demospongiae, Haplosclerida, Niphatidae. The record is from RefSeq and is a predicted model, not a curated record. The transcript has a single exon. Bases 1 to 594 code for a protein of 197 amino acids. Gene Ontology annotation, cellular component: mitochondrion.
AUGUCGGCGUCAACCUUGCCUAAAUUUCUGUUCGGUUCUACUCUGCCUAGAAGCUGUGUCUGUCGAAUUUUAUCAUACAGAAGGAAUUCCAAUGAUAGUAAAAGUUAUGUGGUCUUGUAUAAGUGGCCCACAAUGUCAUAUUUCAGGGUCCUUUCUCGUUUCAAACUCUACCAAGCAGGAGCCAUGUUGAUCGCCAUGCCUCCACUCUCUUACUGGUAUUACAUUGGUUCCAUCAGCAGCAAGUCACUGAUCAAUGGAUAUACCGCAGCCACAGGAACUGUACUAGUUCUAUGCACCCUCAGUUAUGCUUUCAGUAAGGUCCUUGGAGAACUGGCUUACUGUAAGAAGACAGAAUCGGUCCGGGUUUCACACAUGGAUUUCCUCGGACGUCGCAGAGAUUUGGAGCUGCAUUUGAAGGAACUGGUGCCAUUUUCUGACAAUAAUUCACCGAAAUCUGCAAUAAAGACACUUCAAACUCUUUCCAACGGGAAGUACCUGUACAGUCUCAAGUACGGACGAGUUCAUGAUCCACAACUUUUGCUUUCCGUGCUCGAUAAAAGCGGCCAUGUUGUUGUUACUGAAGUUAAUAAUUAA